CUCGCGAAGUGAAUGACUGCCUUACACAACAGGUUCCUCGUCCCCUUGUACCAACCUGAAACCGCGUUUGAAAUAUUCGCGCAGAUUAUCCGCAGGUUUAGUGUGUCUACCGGUGCGGAUGUAGAUCUAAGUUCGUAUAAUGCGAGUGGACCGGUUAGUGCUACGAAGACUUUUGAUUUACCGAAGAGUCCGGAGAAUACGUGUUGGAUCCGCGAUGCGCCCGGGAGUUGUUCUAAUGAACAGAUACGCGCGCUGCGGGAUGGUGAGGGGAGUGUGGUUAAUGGUGUACUGCAGAUUGGGAGUUCGGGCACGAAGUCGCCGCCUACUGCUGCGUCGGAUGUUGCGACGACUACAACGCCGCUUAUAGGUUUGUUUACUGCUACGGGUACAUCAUCGAGUGUGGCUAUCCCUAAUCAGGGAUCCAGUAUUGAUUUGUGCUUCAUGAUAGGUACUAUUGGUGCCGCGGUAUGA
Molecule: messenger RNA, 471 nt
Organism: Hypoxylon trugodes
Lineage: Eukaryota; Fungi; Ascomycota; Sordariomycetes; Xylariales; Hypoxylaceae
Exons: 1
Coding region: 13-471 (152 amino acids)
Source: RefSeq, a predicted model, not a curated record